AUAUAACUAAAAUAAUGAAAAAGCUCAUAACAUUUUGUAUAGAAAUAGCCAUAGACAAUCACAGCUCAACAGCUUUUUAUCUCACCUCUCACUCUCAGAUCAUUCUUGUUUCAUAUACUUCUGUCUCUCUCUCUCUUUCCUCACAUUUCAUCUCUUUCUCUCUCUGUCUCUCUUGCCUUUUCUAAUUGAGAGUUUGGGAGAAAGUGAAGAAGAAGAAAAGGUUUUGUUCAUUUUAGCAGCUUCAAGCUUUCUCAACCCACCUGAGUUUUUCUCCAUUGCUCUCAUGUGAGUUUCAGUCUUUUUCAUCACUUUUCUUUGUGACUUUGUCUCUAUUUCAGCCUUCCAAAUCUCAGAUCCUCUGUUUUUCUUCAUUUCAAUUUCUUUUUAACUUUUUCCUCUCUAUAUUGGGAUCUGACACUACGAAACUGGUUUGGUCAAAGAGACUCAUCCUUCAGACAAGAACGCUAAGAAACAGAAUCUUGUUCUUCUUCUUCUUAUCAUCUCUCUUUCUCUCUCAGAUUCCAUUUCCAAAUGCCAUUUUGAUAGAUCAGAACCCCAAACUCUCUUUUCUCUCUCUCUCUUUCUUUAACAUCCACCAUUGAUAUAGAAAGAGACACAAGUUCAACGAUCGUUGAAAAAACAUGAACCGAGGAAUCCAAGUCAUGUCACCAGCAACAUACUUAGACACAUCAAACUGGUUGUUCCAAGAAAACAGAGGAACUAAAUGGACACAUGAAGAAAACAAAAAGUUCGAAAACGCCUUAGCCUUUUACGACAAAGACACUCCCGACAGAUGGAACAAAGUCGCCGCCAUGCUCCCCGGAAAAACCGUCGGAGAUGUGAUCAAACAGUACAGAGAGCUAGAGGAAGAUGUCAGCGACAUCGAAGCUGGUCUGAUCCCGAUCCCUGGCUACGCCUCCGAUUCAUUCACACUUGAUUGGGGUGGUUACGACGCUGGAAACAAUGGGUUUAACAUGAACGGAUAUUACUUCUCCUCAGUCGGAGGAAAGAGAGGAUCCGCCGUGAGAGCGGCGGAGCAUGAACGAAAGAAAGGUGUUCCAUGGACAGAAGAAGAACACAGACAAUUUCUGAUGGGUCUAAAGAAAUACGGAAAAGGCGAUUGGAGAAACAUAGCUCGAAACUUCGUAACUACACGGACGCCAACGCAAGUCGCAAGUCACGCUCAAAAGUAUUUUAUAAGGCAAGUCAACGGCGGCAAAGACAAACGCCGAUCAAGCAUCCAUGAUAUCACCACUGUCAACAUCCCAGACUCUCCUGAUGCCGCUGCCACUGAUACCGCAACCGCAAACGCACCAUGCUCACCACCGUCAGUAGGAGGAAGCCAGCGGGAGGCGUCAGAUCAAUGGGAAGGUCAAACCACAUACGAUGAAGCAACGGCUGCGUUUUACAAUCAAAACGUGUUUCAAGAAACGCUACUCGGAAUGUCCUCAACACCGUACAUGGCAAAACUGCAGGAGCAGAGUUUUCUAAACGCAUCGCAAUUCGAAUCGUACAAUGCGUAUCUCCAAAUGUAGCACAAGGUGAAGAUCUCGGAGAAGUUACCGAGUUAAUAAUCAUUAAUAACUUGUUUACUCUUUUGUUUUUAUUACUUGAUCCUCGCGGCGUGCAUAUACAAAAAUUUAGCUGCUUCUUUUUAUUCAGAGAUAUUUAUGUUUCCGCGCUAUAUUUUUUGUUGUUGAUUCAACGAGAUUUCAGCAAGUUAAUUAGGUUUUGUUUAUUUUAAUAUCUGAGUGAUUAACUUUGCAUUUUGUGUUUGUGUGAUUUGGACCUAUAAUUUUUGUUGUGUGAGUGGUGUCAUGUAGUGUAGCCUUUUGUUACGUUUUCCAUUAUUGAUGGAUUUU
Eruca vesicaria subsp. sativa (arugula) is the source of this 1862-nucleotide messenger RNA. Lineage: Eukaryota; Viridiplantae; Streptophyta; Magnoliopsida; Brassicales; Brassicaceae. The record is from the annotation of a GenBank genome assembly.